UACAUACACAACAAAAUUACCUCCUCAACCAACAUUCUCUCAUAUUUUUUACUCUCUCGAUAUGUCUAAUUGUUGAUAUACAAAUAACUCAUAUAAAUAAAGUUUGUUACCAAAUGUCACAUCUUUAUCCAAAUAAAAAAAUACCACAUAUUAUUUAACAAUUAUCCAAAAACGUGUGUGUGAAUAAUAAGCGUAUUUAAAUUUAAUUUUAAAAAAAUUUUUUUUCACUCACAUUAAAUACAAUAAAUAUUUCACCAACCAGCAGUACGACAAUGUGAUAACCUAUAAUUUGUAUCAAUUAAAUCCACAAUUAUAAAUUAUUUAUCUUUUUUUUUAUAACAAUAUGUUUAGUAUUGUACCUAUAAAGCAAGAGUAUUCAAGUGUUGAAGAAGAGAAUCAAACGGCAUCAAAUGGUUUACAGAAUAAUCAUCAUCAUCAUCACCACCAUCACCAUCAUCAAGAGUAUCCCCUAUUUACACACCAAGACGUCGAAUACAUGUAUCGCCAAUUACCACAAUUUUGGAGUCAAUCCCAAAUGCAAUCAGCGGCAGCUGCAGCAGGGCAUAUUGAUGCAUCUUUAAAUAAAUCAACCGGUCAACAUAAUUUGUUACAACAUUCCGAAAGAUUACCCGGACCAUCAUAUAUUCACCAGGAGACUGUUUACAGCCAAGACCCCAAGCCACCACGUGAGCAUCCAUCAUGUCUGCCAUCAUCAGAAAGCUCCCAAAUAUUGUUAUCGCCCCCGCCGAUACCCGCGCAUUCCAUGGCCAAUCACACAAUAGCAUUCAUGCGUACUCAGACAUUUCCCGUUCGUCACAACGGACCUGGUAGGCCACCAAAAAAUUCGCUUAUAAUCCCAACACUGACCCCACUUGGCUCAACAUUUACACGACCAGGACAUCUGGGUAACACAUCAGCACCUGGUACAGCAUCUAGCCCAUCAACAACAACCGGUACAUCAACAAUCGAUACCACAACAACAUUAGAGGCGUCCAGUUCACGUAAUUCCGAUACAUCAACACCUGGACUACCUGGUACACCUGGACCAGGUCUACCAGGGACACCAGGACCCACUGGACCAAACGGUCCUGGUCCUGGUAAUGGUAACGGUGGUAGUAGUGGUGGUCCCGGUUCAACUAACAAUUCAUCAACAUCAAAUUCACCAGCCAAAAUAAAACCUAAAUGUCAAUGUGAAGUUUGUUUUAAAGAAUUUGGUCAUAAAAGUAAUUUAUUUAUUCAUAUGCGUACACAUAAUGGUGAGCGUCCAUAUAAAUGUAAUCAAUGUGAUAAAUGUUUUACACACAGUGGUAAUUUAGCGAUUCAUAUGCGUACACAUUCUGGUGAACGUCCAUAUGCAUGCCAAAUUUGCGGUAAAAUGUUCAGUCAUUCGGGUAAUUUAUCAACGCAUUUACGUACACAUUCUGGUGUUAAACCAUACAAAUGUAAUGUUUGUAGUAAAGAAUUUCGUCAUAGUGGGAAUUUAUCAAUACAUGAACGUAUACACUCGGGUAUUAAACCAUUUCAGUGUAAAAUAUGUGGAAAAGAAUUUUAUCACAGUGGUAAUUUAACGACGCAUAUGAAAAAACAUCCAAUGGAUAAGGAUAGUAUGGUAGGAUCUGUUGGUGGUAGAGGACAUGGUCAUCCGAUAGUUGUUGAUGAUCAACAAGUUGAGGUACAGAUUGAUGGUACGAGUCAGAUGGACUCUGUCAUGGACACAACAAUGGAUGAAGAAGAAAGAUUGGACCCUAGUGCUGCUUGUUCUGCUGAAAUUUCUGAAGCAGAUGACCAUGAGGCUGAGCGUGUAUUUGAACCGUCUAGUUAAUGGCAAUAAUUAUUUUUAAAAUAAUUUAAAGUUUAAAUAUAACGAUAACAAACAGACAGACAACUAAAAAUAUUAAGCCAAUAAAUUAUUUUUUAAUAAUUAUCAACUAUUAAUUAUUAAUGUAAUUACAGUUACUUUUUUUCUAUGGCAACGGUUGCUAAGGAAAUAUUUACCUGAUUUUUAGGUUUUUAGUUUUAUUUAUUCGUAAGAUGGAAUGAAGUUCCUUGUAUUGAAUAUUUUAAAAUGGAAACUUUGUUUUUUGAGAUAGGAAUCGUAUUAAAAGCAACAAUUUUUAGAAUACUGAGAUAAAUUUUUCAUGGAUUUUGUUGCUGGUUAUUCGUAAGAUGGAAUGAAGUUUCCUAUGGAAGCGAAAAUUUUGAUUUUUUUAGAAACAAAGUAUAAAAAUUAUUCAAUUGUACAAGAACUAGAGACAUAGCAAAACGGUUGCUAAAAAUUUUUUUAUCUCAUUUUAGUUUUCAAUUCGGCUGAUUCGUAAGAUGGAAUGAAGUUUUCUGUAUUGAAUAGUCAGAAAUAAAAACUUUCUAUUUCGAAAUAAAAAUAAGGUUACUAGCAACAAUUUUAUAGUUACUGGAAAAUUUUUUAGAGAUUUUGUUUCUGUCUAUUAGUAAGA
Molecule: messenger RNA, 2453 nt
Organism: Microplitis demolitor
Lineage: Eukaryota; Metazoa; Arthropoda; Insecta; Hymenoptera; Braconidae
Product: protein glass
Exons: 3
Coding region: 344-1822 (492 amino acids)
Biological process (GO): regulation of transcription by RNA polymerase II
Cellular component (GO): nucleus
Molecular function (GO): RNA polymerase II cis-regulatory region sequence-specific DNA binding; DNA-binding transcription factor activity, RNA polymerase II-specific
Source: RefSeq, a predicted model, not a curated record